GUCUUGGGCGGACGCCGGACCAGAGGUAGCGGAGCCUCAAGUUAGUCGACUAUGCGUAGAAGGACAGGAAUGUAUGAUAGGAGGCAGGUGGUUGGAUUUGGCUUCUCUGAUGCUGACAUCUGCAGAAUUGGUAUUUUCCAAAAUUUCUGAUAAAGAUGCUGAGUGCAUUUACACUAUAAUUUCAAAUCUCGUAAAGAAGCCCGGCAGUCUGGAUCAAGUACAUGAGAUAGCUGAGCUUAUUUCAUCAAAAGUCAUGCAGCAACCCACAGAGAAACCUGCACUGCGCUUAAAAAUUUUGUUCAACCUCUACAAUCUUCUAGACAACCCUUAUAGCCGCUUCAUUGUAUACAUGAAGGCCCUUCAUUUUGCAAUCAGUGGAAAGGUCACUGAACAUGUUCUGUCAUCCUUUAAAAAGAUGGACAACUUUUUGAAGGAGUGGAAUAUUGGGGUAAAGGACAGGAGAGAGCUCUUUCUGACAAUCUCUAAUAUAUUGAAAGAGCACAAAGGACACGCAAAAGAGUCUUUCACUUUUCUUACAAAGUAUCUGUCAACCUUCUCUGGUGAUGAUGCAAACACUAUGAAUGAAGCUAAGGAUGCUGCUGUUCAGACCAUUAUUGAAUUUGUCAAGGUGCCAGACAUGUACCAGUGUGAUUUGCUUGAUAUGCCUGCUGUGGCACAACUGGAGAAAGAUGCCAGAUAUGCACCAGUAUAUCAACUUCUCAGGAUCUUGCUGACCCAGAGAUUGAAUGCAUACUUGGAGUUCGAAGCAUCAAAUUCUACUUUAAUGAAAACCCAUGGUCUAGUUCAUGAAGACUGCAUCACAAAGAUGAGGCUGAUGUCUUUGGUCGACCUGGCCUCCAAUGAUUCUGGCCGAAUUCCUUAUGCUGUGAUCAAGGAUGUUCUGCAGAUUGAUGUUAAUGAGAUUGAGUCAUGGAUUGUUAAGGCAAUCACUGCAAAGUUAAUCGAUUGCAAAAUUGAUCAAAUGAAUCAAGUAGUAAUUGUGAGUCAUGCUAUUGAGCGUGUGUUCGGCCCAAACCAAUGGAAAUCCCUCCAAACAAAGCUCGAGAUGUGGAAGGGCAAUAUUGCCAAUCUUAUAAGUACCAUUCAAGCUAACAAGAUAGUCGAUGAUGGUUCACAAGCUAUGCAAGGGCUAAUGAUUCGCUAAGAUUUUUGGUUUUGUUUUUAACGUGUUUCAAUUUUCCAUUUAGACAUAGAGUAAAAUGGCAUCUAAUGUACCAGUUACCGCAAGAUUCUUUCUAGCCAAAACUUUGUGGUUCUUCUGAAUAGUGAAAACACUCCUCUCCUGCUGGAAGAGAUUUUCCCGUAUUUAUUCUCACUUUUGUAACAGAAUUGUACCUUGCGUACAUUUUUAAUGAACAACGGUAAAUCGUUGUACAGUUUUGCUGUUACUUUAUUAUUAAUUUGUAAUUUUGUUGAAUGAUCCAAUUGAAAGCUUGCAAACAGAGGAAGUUGAUUA
Molecule: messenger RNA, 1477 nt
Organism: Cuscuta europaea
Lineage: Eukaryota; Viridiplantae; Streptophyta; Magnoliopsida; Solanales; Convolvulaceae
Source: the annotation of a GenBank genome assembly